GUCUCGAUGUUUUCCCUAAUUUCGUAUCGCGUUCUCGUUAGUUCUUGAAUUUAAUUUGUUCGAUCGAUGAAUAAUCUUGUUUCGUCUCCCAUCUCAUUCGUUCGAUUUUCGGGCAGAAUCCAGUUGGGAUAAAGGAAACGCGCGCUUCUAUGUAAAUGUAGCAGACCUCGAAGUGUGCGUGGAGCGAUGGAGUGGCGCUCGGAAACGAACCUAAUGAAGCGGACGCUCAAACAAAUUGACGAGUUUCCAAUUUCUCGAAAAAAGUACAUUCGCACGUAUGUCGCCGAUCCGUACGCUCACCCUCGCCAUUUUUCUGCACGCAGUCAAUUUGACCUGUGUAUUGUUUCAAUCGAACAGCUUCAUCAUCUUUCUCUAUGCUAGCGACACACUCCACCAUGAAAUUUGGCGGGAGUUUACUGUCAUUGUCACGAUGCAAGCGCAGAGUUUCACGCACUAAUAAUAAUUCUAUGAAACAUUAAUUAAGCGGGAAUAACACUUUGUCGGUGAAUAUAUAUUGCCGAAAAUUUUAAUUCGAUUAACCCGUCUCUACGUGCGAACGAAUAGAAGUGUGUGUUUGUUUACAUGGCGGAUAUUCCUGCACCGGGAUCCGACGCGGACUGAAAUGACAUCUGGUGUUGAAUUUUUCUCUUCAGUCGGCGACCGUUAGAGAGCGUGUAUCACGCGUUGGCGCAUUCAAAUUCGCGGAGAAUCGUAUUCAUUUCACGCACAUUAUUAAACAAUGUGCAGUUAGGCCGCGUUAACUUUCGAUUUUUUUGCCAAAAUAAUAUCCCACUUGAUUUCAACUUAUCUCGUUACGCAGCACGUCGUCUCCGGCGGUUAGUUUAUCGUCUCUGAUCUGUAUCUCAGCAUUGCGAUGAUGAUUUCUAAUCGUAUUCUCUACUGCUCUCGUACGAAAAUUGAUAAAAUUGAAGAUUCGAUGAGAUGUAAAAACUCGCGGUAAAAAUCAAUCCGAUCCAUCGCCUCGGAAAGAACGGGUUAUUCGUGUGUUACAUAAAUGACGCAAUCUGCGCUUGGAUUCGUGUGGAAUUCGGUGUGGAACGGAAACACAAGGAUGUCGGCCAAAAUUCGAUUUCACGAUACGCAUCGCUCAGAUUUCACCUGAUCACCUUUUCACGUUCAACGCUUGAUUAACAAAUCGCGAGAAAUGUACUUCCAUCCGUAAAAGGCAGAAAAGAUAAUGAAGGGGACUCAUAGGGACGUUGAAAAAGAGUCGAUUCUCGAGAAUCUCGAGGUCCCGAGUCAGUUGAUCGCGCGUAGUGCGAGCGAACGAACCAUUGUGAUUAUUGUGAACAAAGAACUGUGUGCAAACCUGAUUUUGUUUCGUGUGACAUCAAGAGCGUCGUUAUUCAGAUCAGUUAAACGUCACCGAAAAAAGUUUGCUGAAUGGAUUCUCAAGUUCGAAAGAUACGUGCCAGCGGUGCUCGCUCGUUUUUAGCUUGUGGCUUUUUUCUGGCCUGUUUAGCGAUGUUACCCACAGCACGAGGACUGUACAGCGUUGGCGUCGGAAUCGCCGACUCCACGGGGCCUGUUGCGGAAACUGUAUUUCUCGGCUACGCAAAAAUGGACCAGAAAGGGGCUGGACUUCAUUUACGAACUUUUUCGAGGGCUUUCAUUAUCGACGAUGGGGAAGAAAGGUUCGCUUUUGUCAGUGUCGAAAGCGCGAUGGUUGGACACGAUGUGAGAAUGGCGGUGAUUAAAAAAUUACAGGCCAAAUUCGGUAAGAUGUACAACGAAGAAAACGUCAUGAUAAGCGCGACUCACACGCAUUCAAGUCCGGGAGGAUUCAUGAUGUACGUUCUCUUCGAUCUCACAACUUAUGGCUUUAUAAAACAAAGUUACACAGCUCUAGUCAAUGGAAUAACGAAGAGUAUCGAACAGGCUCACGAUGCAGUUGUACCAGGAAAAAUAUAUCUCGGUUAUGGACAAGUUCUCAAUGCCAAUAUCAAUCGGAGCCCUCAGGCUUAUUUGAAUAAUCCCGAAUCUGAAAGGAGCAAGUACGAGCACAAUGUCGACAAAAUAAUGACCCAAUUGCAAUUUAUCGCAGCGGAUGGUCAUCCGCUUGGUGUCAUUAAUUGGUUCGCCGUUCACCCAACUAGUAUGAACAAUACUAACAGACUCGUUUCGAGCGACAACGUUGGAUAUGCGGCGACACUUUUCGAAAGACGUAUGAACAAAAACACAAUGAUUGGAAAGGGUCGUUUCGUUGCAGCCUUUGCGUCGACGAACUUGGGCGACGUAUCACCCAACAUCCUCGGUCCUAAAUGCGAAUUCACCGGUGGCGAGUGUUCCCCCGAGUACACGUGUCCGGGAAAAAACGAAAUGUGUUUUGCUUCUGGUCCUGGACGUGACAUGUUCGAGAGUACAAGCAUUAUCGCUCACAGGAUCUUCGACGAGGCGAUGAGUAUAUGGGACAAGGGAAAUACGAGGGAAAUCAGAGGUCCUCUGCGAGUAGUUCACCGUUUCGUCGAUAUGCCUAAACAAACAGCUGAAUUCUACAACGAAACGACGAAGCUCAUCGAACAGGUGACAGGCUGCCAACCAGCAAUGGGAUACAGUUUUGCUGCUGGAACUACCGACGGUCCUGGUUCUUUGUCCUUCGAGCAGGGAACGACGACGUCCAAUCCCGUGUGGAAUGCCGUGAGGAACUUUGUCGCUGCACCCACCCCCGAAGAUAUUCAGUGUCACGGUGCAAAACCGAUUUUACUUGCGACUGGUCGAAUGCGGCUCCCGUAUCCGUGGCAGCCGAAAAUAGUUUCCACUCAGUUAGCAGUGGUUGGAAAUUUCGUAAUAGCUGGAGUACCUGGUGAAUUUACAACGAUGUCAGGAAGGCGAAUGCGCGAAACAUUGAAAUCUGCCAUGAGCUACGUUGGCCAAGCCGAGAGUGACGUUGUCGUCGCUGGACUGUGUAAUACUUACAGUGAUUACAUCGCUACGCCCGAAGAGUACCAGAUCCAACGGUACGAGGGUGCUUCGACCAUCUACGGACCCCACACUCUGACCAUUUAUUUGGAACAAUAUCGCGAGCUCUUGAUUUCAGUAUUCGAGAAAAUAGAUUUGGGCCCCGGACCUUCGCCACCGAACAUGCUCGCUGAAAAUUUGAUAAGUCUCCAGACGCCGGUGAUCUACGACACGUCCAGGUGGGGUAAAAGCUUCGGCGAUUGCCUUCGUCAGCCUCCGAAAUCCGCACGACCUGGUGAAACCGUCACAGUCCGUUUCGUUUCUGGAAAUCCGAGGAAUAAUCUGAUGUCAGGAUCAUCGUUUCUAUUCGUGGAGAAACUGAACGACAACGGCGAUUGGGUUGCAGUCGCGAGUGAUGCUGAUUGGGAGACCAGAUUCCAUUGGAUCAGAACGUCAACUAUAUUUGGAACUAGCGAGGCUGAAGUAACGUGGGAGAUUCCCGAUAAUGUCGCUUCCGGUGAAUAUCGAAUUCGACACGAUGGCUAUUAUCGUUAUAUAUUUGGAGGUGUAUUUCCUUAUCGUGGCUUCACACAUACUUUCCAGGUAACGACAUCUGACUAAAGCGUAUCAGUGAAAUUUCAUUCGACGUAGAAUGGAUUUGUUCGUUCAGAGGCUGUGAAAUUUCGACUGUAUAUCGUAACAGAUUCACUCAUUCACCAUUGAAUUAUUACGAAUAUAUGUAAUUCACUUUACGUAACAAAAAAAGAGAAGAAAUCAUUGCAAAUGCAAUAUUUCGCAGAAUGUUAUACCAAUUGCGAUCGCCUUGGUAGGAAUUGUAUUAUAAAUUUGUAAAUAAGUGUAUCAUCGGGAUUUACCAGAACCUGUAAAACGUUGCGAUGGAGGAAAAAAUUAUACAAUGAGUGUAUGUACUGAUAUCGUGCUUGGUUAGAUUGUAAUGUUACUUACAAUUUAAAUGGCCUUACGAAACGAAUGCCAAUAAUAAUUCUUCGACUUAUUUUCACUUCGCACGGUUUCACUCUUCUCUCUUGGUACGAUUAUAAAUUGUAAACACGACGGAGGCUUGUGCAUGAGCUCGAUAUUAUAAUCAUUUUUCUUUUCCUAUGGGAAAAUCGUAAUAUUAAAAUAACAUUUUUAUUCAACUCUCGUAUGGGAAUCGCAUCAGUGACAAACUGUUCGCGUUGUGCGAAUCCUUCGGAUAAUACAACGUCGACAGUUGUUGGUGUCUCUGAAAUUAAAAAAUGAGGAAACUGAGGAUUUUGCCCUCGUUUUUUCACACCUCAUACUUCAUCGAGAGAUAGAUUUUCUCCCUACGAACACUAUUGUACGCUUGAACACUUUUUGAACGUGUAAUUCACACUUUCUGCUUUAUCAAUUUCUGGUUCUCACAAAUUAGUCAUUCUAUUUACUAGAAUUUUCUCGUCGUUUUAUCUCAUCAGUAAUGCUCGGAUCAACAUUACGCUGAGCUAUUAGUAAUCAGUAAGGGUGGGAAUUAAAUGUUAGAAUGACUAAAGAUUCGAACAGUUCAAAUAUCGAGUUUAUGAACGUCGAGUGAUGAUAUGGGAACAAAUCAAUUCGACUAGAGCUUUGAAUGUCGAAAAUAAAUAAAGUAGAAACUUCAAACUUCGAAGCACGUCUACACCGAAAAUAGAAUGUAACAAUCGUCUAUGGAACGACGACUAACAUAUUGUUUUUCCAAAAAUUCGACUCUUUUGAUUCAUAAAUUACUACGAUCAGCGAUACUAUGAACAUUUACAAUUACGAAAAAAUAAUAAUGAAAGACCAAA
Messenger RNA from Venturia canescens, 4724 nucleotides. RefSeq names its product neutral ceramidase (gene CDase). Gene Ontology annotation, biological process: sphingosine biosynthetic process; ceramide catabolic process; long-chain fatty acid biosynthetic process. The coding region runs from base 1405 to 3540 and encodes 711 amino acids. Gene Ontology annotation, molecular function: N-acylsphingosine amidohydrolase activity. The transcript is spliced from 15 exons. The record is from RefSeq and is a predicted model, not a curated record. Gene Ontology annotation, cellular component: extracellular region. Lineage: Eukaryota; Metazoa; Arthropoda; Insecta; Hymenoptera; Ichneumonidae.